GAAUGGGAUGAACAGAAAUUUAACCGUACAUACAAUAAAUAAACAAAUAUACUCCAAUAAAAUAGGCCAAACAAACAAAAUUCAGUCAUCAAAUUUGAUUGAAACUAAUAAAAUCGACCAUAAUAGUUGUACAUUUCGAUCAGUUCGAUUUUAACCAUCGUUCAUUAUUCUUGUACAGUUUCGAUUCUUGUAAAACACCACACUCCAACUUUAUUUCAUCGACCAAAUUUUAUAAAUCGGCAUCGCUUGUAUCCACCAAAUUUACAAAAAGAUUGCGUUGUUGGUCGACACGCUAUCGCCUGUGCAUCGGCAGUGAAAUAAACUAUAAAUUCAAUUUAAAGUGAAAGUAACGUCGUUUUUCGUUCGUUUCCAAUAAAUUACCAAGUAUCUCGAACUCUCCGAAAUCAUCGUAUAUGUUUAUUAAUCGCACACGUACAACCGAUUUCAAUUAGAUACGAGCAGAAAAAUACGCCAAAUUGAAAAAUCCGUGAAUUUAUUAAGUCGCCUGCAGAAGCGCAUAAAGAAUCGGAAACAAGUUGAAAAUUUAUCAACCACAAAUCGACUGUAGUCAUAUAUAUAAAUCGACGGUAUCGCCGUUUCAACGCAGAUCGACGCCAAUUUUGUGUAAAAAACGUCUAGAAUUAUGUAUAUGAUACCGGAUGAUGAAUACGAUAUGAACAUUAAGCAUGCAAUGCUUCAUGCUGAUCUCGGUCAAAUUUACGAUUUGUCGAAAGAAAAGAGAAAUUUAGUUCUACCAUAUGAAGAUCGUCACAAAAAAAUACGUGAUAAGAAGCGAGCUGAACGUGCUCAACUCAAUUCAGCCGAUGGAGAUACAGCCGAAAUCAACGACCAGUUCUAUCGCGAUCACAAACUAUUGCUAGUGCUAUUUCGUGUAUUGGCUGUAAUGCCUAUCACCCGAUCGUCGCCUGGAAGAGUGACAUUCAAAUGGAAAUCGCUCGCUACAAUUUAUGCCGUAUUCUUUUACAUUGCAAUGACAGUGGUGGUAUUUUAUGUUGGUCGAGAACGUAUUCGCAUACUUUCCGAAACAAAAAAAUUCGAUGAAAAAAUUUAUGCGUACAUUUUUCUCAUAUUUUUGGUGCCACACUUUUGGAUCCCGUUCGUUGGAUGGGGUGUGGCGAAAGAAGUUGCCGUUUACAAAACAAUGUGGGGUUCAUUUCAGGUUCGAUAUUAUCGUGUAACGGGAAGAAAUUUGGUAUUUCCAAGAUUGAAAAUGCUGUUGUACUUCAUAUCGAUUGGUUGCGUAUUGUGCGCUCUUUUGUUUUUGAUGUCGUUGAGUGCAUUGCUUGAAGGAUUUUUACUCUGGCACACAUCGGCCUAUUUUCAUAUCAUAACAAUGAUUAACAUGAAUUGCGCCUUAUGGUAUAUUAACUGCCGCGGGAUUAAGGAAGCAUCAAAAAGUCUUUCGAAUUCUUUCAAAGAGGAUUUACAUGAGGAUAUUAAUGCGCAAAUCAUUUCGCAAUAUCGUUAUCUUUGGCUGAAUUUGAGUGAGAUGUUGCAGGCGCUGGGAAAUGCAUAUGCACGUACCUAUUCCACGUAUUGCUUGUUCAUGUUUGUCAACAUAACAAUCGCCAUUUAUGGAGCUGUUAGUGAGAUAUUCGACCACGGAUUUAGAUUUUCAUUCAAAGAGAUGGGCCUCUUGGUCGACGCAACUUAUUGUUCAAUAUUGCUGUUUGUUUUCUGCGACUGUUCGCAUAAAUCAACUUUAACGGUUGCUCAAGGAGUCCAAGACACAUUACUUUCCCUUAAUUUAUUCAAUGUUGAUUUGCCGACACAAAAAGAGAUUGAUCUCUUCAUUCAAGCAAUUGAAAUGAAUCCGGCCGUUGUGUCGCUCAAAGGGUAUGCCGAUGUAAAUCGUGAACUUUUGUCAUCGUCGAUUGCAACGAUCACAAUUUAUUUGAUUGUUCUUUUGCAAUUCAAACUAUCGUUAGUCACACAAUAUACGCAUGUCGCCGCACAUUCUACUUAAAUUUGAAAAAAAAAAUCAAACCAUUGAAUUUGAACUUCUUAGUGAUUUUGAUGUUUUAACAAGUUUCCGUCGUUUUUACCACUG
Contarinia nasturtii (swede midge) is the source of this 2071-nucleotide messenger RNA. RefSeq names its product gustatory and odorant receptor 22-like. Gene Ontology annotation, biological process: sensory perception of taste. Gene Ontology annotation, cellular component: axon; membrane; dendrite. The coding region runs from base 644 to 1987 and encodes 447 amino acids. Lineage: Eukaryota; Metazoa; Arthropoda; Insecta; Diptera; Cecidomyiidae. The transcript has 16 exons. The record is from RefSeq and is a predicted model, not a curated record.